GACUCGACUGUCUCCGAAGAAAGCCGAAACAUGUGGCCCCGCCCACCCCGACCCCAGCACUCGGUUCUCGACUAUCUCCGAAGUGAGCGGAAGUUUGUGGCCCCACCUCCAGUGAACUCAAACUCCCGACUGUGCCCGAAGGAACCCGAACGGAGACCCUCAUGUCUCCUGCUACGCUCCAGACCCCGCCUCCUUUCCGGAUCCUGUCUGUUCCUCUUCGGGCCCACAGCUUUUGGCUCCUCCUCGUUCCGAGCCCGAAGCCCCGCCCCUUCACGUACUCGGAGCUCGGAGCCCAUUGCAGACCCGGGCUCGAGUGCCGCUGCCGGCUCGCGCUCCUGGAGCCCGCUCCCGGGCUCCUUCCCCGCCGCCCGGGGCCCUGACCGUGGCCUCAUCCCCGGUCGGAUCCGCGGGGCUCGGCGGGCGCCCCGAAGGAGCAGGCGGCGCGGGGGCGCACUGGGCGGGGGAGGCGUGGCCGGAGCCGCGGCGGCUCGUGGACUGGGACUGCUCGGCCGCCUCCUCCCCGGCGGGCGGCUCAGACCAUGUCUCCUGAAGAAUGGACGUAUCUAGUGGUUCUUCUUAUCUCCAUCCCCAUCGGCUUCCUCUUUAAGAAAGCUGGUCCUGGGCUGAAGAGAUGGGGGGCAGCCGCUGUGGGCCUGGGGCUCACCCUCUUCACCUGUGGCCCCCACACUUUGCAUUCUCUGAUCACCAUCCUCGGGACCUGGGCCCUCAUUCAGGCCCAGCCCUGCUCCUGCCAUGCCCUGGCUCUGGCCUGGACUUUCUCCUAUCUCCUGUUCUUCCGAGCCCUCAGCCUGCUGGGCCUGCCUACUCCCACGCCCUUCACCAAUGCGGUCCAGCUGCUGCUGACGCUGAAGCUGGUGAGCCUGGCCAGUGAAGUCCAGGACCUGCAUCUGGCCCAGAGGAAGGAAAUGGCCACGGGCUUCAGCAAGGGGCCCACCCUGGGGCUGCUGCCCGACGUGCCCUCCUUGAUGGAGACGCUCAGCUACAGCUACUGCUACGUGGGAAUCAUGACCGGCCCGUUCUUCCGCUACCGCACCUACCUGGACUGGCUGGAGCAGCCCUUCCCGGGGGCCGUGCCCAGCCUGCGGCCCCUGCUGCGCCGCGCCUGGCCGGCCCCGCUCUUCGGCCUGCUGUUCCUGCUCUCCUCCCACCUCUUCCCGCUGGAGGCCGUGCGCGAGGACGCCUUCUACGCCCGCCCGCUGCCCGCCCGCCUGUUCUACAUGAUCCCCGUCUUCUUCGCCUUCCGCAUGCGCUUCUACGUGGCCUGGAUUGCCGCCGAGUGCGGCUGCAUUGCCGCCGGCUUCGGGGCCUACCCCGUGGCCGCCAAAGCCCGGGCCGGGGGCGGCCCCACCCUCCAAUGCCCACCCCCCAGCAGUCCGGAGAAGGCGGCUUCCCUGGAGUAUGACUAUGAGACCAUCCGUAACAUCGACUGCUACGGCACGGACUUCUGCGUGCGGGUGCGCGAUGGCAUGCGGUACUGGAACAUGACGGUGCAGUGGUGGCUGGCGCAGUACAUCUACAAGAGCGCGCCUGCCCGCUCCUAUGUGCUGCGGAGCGCAUGGACCAUGCUGCUGAGCGCCUACUGGCACGGCCUCCACCCGGGCUACUACCUGAGCUUCCUGACCAUCCCGCUGUGCCUGGCUGCAGAGGGCCGGCUGGAGUCAGCCCUUCGGGGGCAGCUGAGCCCAGCGGGGCAGAAGGCCUGGGACUGGGUGCACUGGUUCCUGAAGAUGCGCGCCUACGACUACAUGUGCAUGGGCUUCGUGCUGCUCUCCAUGACAGACACGCUUCGGUACUGGGCCUCCAUCUACUUCUGCAUCCACUUCCUGGCCCUGGCUGCCCUGGGGCUGGGGCUGGCGUUGGGUGGGGGCAGCCCUGGCCGGCGGAAGGCAGCCUCCCAGCCCGCCAGCCUCGCCCCGGAGAAGCUCCGGGAGGAGUAAGCUGCCGAGACGCUCCCUCUGCCAGCGGGGCCUGGGGACUCUGUGAACCAGGCUGCUGUCUCCUC
Messenger RNA from Saimiri boliviensis boliviensis (Bolivian squirrel monkey), 2023 nucleotides. It is a transcript of the gene MBOAT7, whose product is annotated as membrane bound acylglycerophosphatidylinositol O-acyltransferase MBOAT7. The record is from RefSeq and is a predicted model, not a curated record. Gene Ontology annotation, biological process: phosphatidylinositol biosynthetic process; lipid modification. NCBI's taxonomy places the organism in Eukaryota, Metazoa, Chordata, Mammalia, Primates, Cebidae. Gene Ontology annotation, cellular component: membrane; mitochondria-associated endoplasmic reticulum membrane contact site. Gene Ontology annotation, molecular function: lysophospholipid acyltransferase activity.